AUGACUUUCAUGCAGGAAAACAUAAAAGAAAAGAUCGAGACCAUUAGCACACUAAUGAAGCGACUAGAAGAAAACAAAAACAUUUCCGUGGUCGACGUCCUCAAAGAAGAGAUACUUAAACUGAAGAAGCUCAAUGAAGAGUACAAGAAAUCACUAGAGGCUAAAAGAGUCAUGCAUAAGGACCAGCUCCAAAACAAAACAAGGUAUUACCUUAAGGAUGGGUCCACAUAUGUUGUAAAGAGCAAUCAGUAUAGAUAUUUGUAUGAUGCAAAAACCAAAGUGAUUACUUAUGAGUUUUCAAAUGGGCAAAUCGAAAAGACAUUCCCCUCGGGCUUAAAGGAAGUUAGAUAUCCCGACGGGAGCAUUGCAAUAAAAAAUGGCCCUAAAGAUCAUGAAUAUAUUAAAUGA
Encephalitozoon intestinalis ATCC 50506 is the source of this 408-nucleotide messenger RNA. RefSeq lists its product as uncharacterized. The transcript has a single exon. The record is from RefSeq and is a predicted model, not a curated record. The coding region runs from base 1 to 408 and encodes 135 amino acids. Lineage: Eukaryota; Fungi; Microsporidia; Unikaryonidae.